CUCUCCUCCCAGUCCCUGCUUAUAACCAACCGGCAGCUUUAUAAUAAGACAACGCUGAAAAAGUCCCUUUAGCGUAUCACACAGCGACAAAGCCACAGGAAGCAGGCGGCAGAGAGCACACUGUGGCUGCUUUUCUUCAGAACAAUAAUUCAGUCUCGUGUUUUUUUUCCUCACGGUUUUUGCUCCCACAGCAGCAGCCGCCUCCAUCCCAGCGCUGAAGGCAGCCUCUCAGCUCGUCCUUGGAUAUCUCCUGUGAAAGGUUGAACGUUCAGCAGCAAACAUGGGCUGCUUUGGUUUCCUCAAAGGCAUGAUGUUUGUUUUCAAUGGCAUCAUCUUCCUGGCAGGUGCUGCCAUCCUCGGUGUUGGGAUCUGGGUGAAGGUAGACAGCGGUUCCAUCCUCGGCUUCCUUGGGAAAAUUGAAAACGUUCCAGCAGAGCUCAGUCAGGUGCUGAACGUCGGCUACCUGUUGAUUGCGAUAGGAGCGCUGCUGGUCGUCAUCGGCUUCCUGGGCUGCUGUGGAGCCAUCAAGGAGAGCAGGUGUAUGCUGAUGCUGUUUUUCAUUAUAAUCCUGCUGGUCUUCAUAGCAGAGGUUGCUGGAGCUGUGGUGAUUCUGGUUUUCAGGCCACUGGCAGAUGAACUGUUUAUGGAGGUUGGUAAAGCUGCAGUUGAGAACAUCAAGAAGGACUACGGGAAAAAUUCUGAUGUGACCGGACUGUGGAAUACUACAAUGAGCACGUUAAAAUGUUGUGGAUUCUACAAUGCGUCAGACUUUACUGGCUCUCCAUAUUAUCUAGAAAACGGCAAGAAAUACCCGCCACAGUGCUGUCCAGGCACUGAAAACCCGUGUAAUCAAACUUACAGCGGCACGACAAUCACUGGUUGCUUCCCAAAGAUCAAGCAGCUGGUUGAUGAGAACACGGUGGUAAUCGUGGGUGUGGCGCUGGGGAUUGCAGCUCUGGAGAUCUGUGCAAUGGUCGUCUCGAUGAUCCUUUACUGCAGAAUAAAAUCCACGAUGGCCUAAAUGCAAACAGCAGACGGAUGACUUUAAUCACUGGAGUCUUUCUACUUCCUGUAUCUCCUCAUGUCAGGUCUCGUGCAAUCAGAAUUACUGAAUGACAUAACAAAUCUAUUUUUGCUACAUUUAAAUUUAAUAGAUGCCACUUAUGAAUGUAUCUUAUCUAUUUCUUAAGCACGCUUCUCUUUAUAAACCCGGCUACACACUGUGUUUGUCACCAGUGAUUACUGUAAAUGUAAAAGAGUGUUGCUGUCUUCAACACUCGGCCAGUUGACGCAGAAUUACACGACACCGUUGUAAUAAUGAAGCAAAAAGCUGGUGUCGAUGUUGGAGACCGGAACCACUACUGUGAAUGUUUUUAUCAGGAUGCAGCUUGUAAAUUAGCAACAGAAGUGAUGCCUUAUUUGUUUGUAAGAUGUCUGUAAAGUGAUCGGUUUUGAAAUAAAGUCCAGGUUUUCA
Molecule: messenger RNA, 1474 nt
Organism: Acanthochromis polyacanthus (spiny chromis)
Lineage: Eukaryota; Metazoa; Chordata; Actinopteri; Pomacentridae
Gene: tspan34b
Product: tetraspanin 34b
Exons: 8
Coding region: 281-1021 (246 amino acids)
Cellular component (GO): membrane
Source: RefSeq, a predicted model, not a curated record